Messenger RNA from Astyanax mexicanus (Mexican tetra), 2406 nucleotides. RefSeq names its product zinc finger BED domain-containing protein 4-like. Gene Ontology annotation, molecular function: protein dimerization activity. The transcript is spliced from 2 exons. The coding region runs from base 563 to 2230 and encodes 555 amino acids. Lineage: Eukaryota; Metazoa; Chordata; Actinopteri; Characiformes; Acestrorhamphidae. The record is from RefSeq and is a predicted model, not a curated record.
UGGACCCGAAUAUUCGGAUAUUCGGAUAUUCGUUCGUUGAGUAGGUAUUCGGUUUUUAAUUUUGGUAUUCGGAUAUUCGUUUUUUUUUUUUUUCUUAGCUCCGCCUCACUCUAACGUUACAGUUCCGUUCAGGUUAAUGGCGGUAUAUGAGAGGCAAAAUGCCGAGAAGCUCAGCUGUUUGGAAGCAUUUUAAAUUGAAUGCCGACAAGACAAAGGCAGUGUGCCAAAUAUGCGAUAUUCAGAUGGCAUAUCAUGGUGGCACAUCAAGCUUGAGGAAUCAUCUAAAUGCGGUAAGUAUUAUUUCUUGACGGUGUAAAAAAAAACAAGAUUAUUCCUGCUAGCAAACUUGGCUUAAAUAGUGUCUGCCCUGUUUUGCCAUGACGAAGCUGCUUAUGUCUGACAUUAACAGUAAUGUUAUACAUGAUAAUAACUUGCAGGCACUUCGAAACUGAUUUAUAUAAUAAAAUGUAAGGGGUAAUGUGGCAACACUAGGUGCUAAAUCACAAAAAAAAAAUGCCCAGUCUAUUAACAGCUUCCGUCUGUAUAGGUGCAUACCGUCUGUAUGGCUUCGCAGCCAUCGACAUCUUCAACCGACAAAACGACACAGCAAAGCCUCCACUUCCAGAAAGCAAUAACAGAGAAAAGAAAGAAAGAGAUAACAGAUGCUAUAGUAGAGUUCAUCGCACUAGAUAUGAGACCCAUUAACGUAGUCAAAGGCGAAGGCUUCAAACAAUUAAUGAAAAAGAUGGAGCCCGGUUACGUUCUCCCCAAACGCUCCAGUAUUUCACAGGCCUUGUCUCUGAAGUACAGCGAUCUCCAAGAUCAAGUUUCAGCUUUUAUUGAAAACUCCUCUGCAUUAAGUUUAACAACAGACAUUUGGACCUCGUUGAACAUGGAAGCUUACAUGUCAGUCACAUGUCACUUUAUAAAUCAGGAGUGGGAACUUUGUAACUUUGUAUUGGCAACCAAAGCAAUGGAGGUGAGCCAUACGGGCGUCCAUAUAGCGCAACUGCUUGGAGAAGUGGCGGAGUCCUUCGCUAUUCCAAAUUAUAAGCGAGUAGCAGUUGUUCACGACAACGCUAGCAAUAUGAAGCUGAGCACGGAAACUCUGAAGAAGGAACCAGAAAAAUGGGGCAACGUUCAAGGAGUUUUCUGCUCAGGACACACACUACAGCUAUGCAUAAACAGUGCUCUAAAACAGGACAGAGUACGUCGCACAAUUUCGGCUGCUAGGAAUCUAGUGGGACACUUCAAAAAAAGUGCGAAAGCUACAAUUGCCCUAAAAGAUAAACAAAAGCAGCAAAAUGUUGUUGAGCACAGUCUUACACAAGACAUCGCUACUCGUUGGAACUCCACAUGUGAAAUGCUUGACCGGCUGUUGGAGCAACGAUGGCCGGUGACGGCUGUUUUGUCAGAUCCCAGCAUUACGAAGAAAGGUGAUCGCACCCUGGAUCUGUCAACCGAGCAGUGGAAACUGGCACAAGAUUUAGUAGAAGUACUUAGGCCCCUAAUCACGCUCACGGAGGUGCUCUCACAGGAGGAGAACGUGUCAUUGUCCUCAGCUGUGCCAAUGCUCUUUAACCUGAAGAAACGCCACCUGUCACUCGAGGAGGAGGACGAAACCCCAGCCAUCAGAGAAAUGAAAAAGACCCUCAUCACGGAGAUCGACAACCGAUGGCAGCUUUUGACUAUGGAGCCCAAGAGCAUCUACCUCCUUUCUUCAGCACUGGACCAACGAUUCAAACAUUUAAAAUUCCUUCAAAAUGACAUGAGGAACCUCGUCUACACGGAGGUUGUCCAUCUGGCUGAACAUCUGCACCAGCAACAGGCUGUUCCAGGGGAGGAAAAAGAGCAGGCAGCAGGAGGAGAAGAGGAGCCCGAAGCACCACCACACAAGAAACGGAGACAGCAGGAGAUUUCAAUGCUGAUGCAGUCUGAUGAAGAAGAGGAAGAGCACAAUGAAUCCAGUGCAGCGAAAGAGAUGGAGCAGUAUUUAAAGGACACAACAAAAGUCCAGUCUGGUCCACUCACAUGGUGGAAACAAAACAGCGACCGCUACCCCAAACUAGCUUUCGCAGCUAAAUACUGCCUUUGCGUACCGGCCACAUCGACCCCGUCGGAGCGUAUUCUUUCCAAGGCCGGCUACAUAGUUAACAAGACACGAAGCUCACUUUUACCAGAAAAUGUGAACAAACUUGUGUUUCUUGCACACAACAUGAAGAAGGUGUAGUUAUACGUAUACGUACUUACAUAGUGUUACUGUUUUUGUAUUUAAAAUGUUAAUUUAAAGUUCUUUUUAGGCUUUCCUGUUAUUUAACGGCGCGACCUGCUAUUUUGUUAAAUUUCCUACACUCAGUGUUUUGUUUUUAAAGUGUUCUUUUCUGUGUUACUAUGUUAAUGGUGGGA